UUUUGAGCCCCAGUGCGCAGAUGCGGAUGUGACGCCAUUAGAGUGUGGGGUUGUAGUCUGUUCUGGGAACCCUGGUGGUUGCUAGCUGGUCAACCUUUUUUUUGCGACAGACAUGUGGAAGACUCGUUAAUGCCCACGAGUGGCUAUUCAGCUAGUUCAUUCAGCAAAAGAAAUAGUCGUUAAUUCUUCCAACGGCACGUCGGGCUUCAGUUUGAGGCGGUUGGGUUUCUUCUUCUGCGUGUAGCUGAAUCAGAAACAAUCGGAACAAGGCGAGGAGCGAUGUCCCACUACUCGUCCUCCCGGAGCUCGUCUCGGGCGACCGACUGUAAAGUGUACGUGGGCGACCUGGGCAACGGAGCGGCCAAGGGGGAGCUGGAGCGGGCAUUCAGUUAUUACGGCCCCCUGAGGACUGUCUGGGUGGCCAGGAACCCGCCCGGGUUCGCCUUCGUGGAGUUUGAGGAUGCCAGAGAUGCAGAAGAUGCUGUGAAAGGCAUGGAUGGAAAGGUCCUUUGUGGUUCCCGUGUCCGCGUAGAGCUGUCGACGGGCCUCUCCCGCAAGGGCCGCGGGCGCCCCAGCCGGCGCCAGUUUGACCCCAAUGAUCGGUGUUACCAGUGUGGGGACCGGGGCCACUACGCCUACGACUGCUACCGCUUCAGCAAGCGAGGAGGCCGGCGCAGCAGGUCUCGAUCUCACUCCAGGUCUAGGUCCAGGUCCCGUGGGCGCCGUUAUCGCUCUCGCUCCCACAGCCGUAGCCGCAGCCACAGCCGGAGCCGUCGUCGAUCUCCAUCCUAUUCCAGGCGCAGGAGCAGGUCUGGCUCUCCCGCCCGUUCCAAGUCCCGGACUCCAGUGAGAAGUCGUUCCAGAUCUCGGUCUGGCUCUGCGCGCAGACGACGCUCUCCCUCCCGAUCUCGCUCACCAUCUCCAGCAGCCAAUCACAAGAGGAACAGCGUGUGGUGGGAGCUGAGCACCGCACUGUCACCACAGCUGAUCCCAGGCCCAGGGUCUGCCAGCUGGCGGUGUGUACGUCCUGCGGGAGGGUGACUAAGCGCUGACCUGAGAUCAGCCUUCGUCUGCAUCUGGUGUUAGACAGCGAGAAAGAGGUCGACCUUCCGACCGAGCCCUCCCCACAGUGAAUGGGUGACCGUCUGUUCAACCGACGCACACGCUAAGACGAGAUCAGCCCGUGCACACAUACAGUUGUUCUACUAGAGUUCUACUAGAGUCACCCAGCCAGCCUUCAGAUGUACCAGACGGCUGACCCACACAGAUCAGAGUUCGACCGCUACCUUUUUAAAUCCAUUACCUACCUACCAGACCCCCCUACCUACCAGAGUUCUUCGGCCUCUGUCUUAGCUUCUGAAAGAGAGCUGACGAGAGAUCAGUCUUCAAGAGCCUCCCAGCGCAGUGUCUCUCCGAGUUGUAGUCGUCCGUCCUACAGUCCUUUCAUCCUUCGCUUCUCUGUACUUGUUGUUUCUGCCACUGUCUCCAAAGGUAACCAAAUAUCCAACCCCCUGACAAGCUCAUGUUCAUGGUGAAAGAAAAUGCCCAGGUCUGAUGUAGUCUAAAUAAAACUGGUGAUUGUAGAGCUAAAGUCGAGGCUUUAACAAGCCUGCUCAGAGAACAAAUGUGUGUUUGCAUGCAAGUGCGCUUGGGUGAUUGAGUGAGAGCAAGGCAAGGUGAAUUUUAAUGGGUUGAUCUCUGAGGAGGGUUUGUCAGAUAUGUUUUUCUUGUUGCGACAUCAUUACCGUUUUAAGCAGCUGCUUUAUCAUUUAUCGCAGUACAAUAAUAGUGGUGGCUUUCAGGGGUGCAGGUCCUCCUCUGGUCAUGGUUUAGAACAGUCUCCAUUAGGGCUGAAUGAUACGAGGAAAUAAUUUAAUUGCAUUUUUUACACUUAAAUUGUGAUUCAAUAUGCGACUUAAUUUUUUUUAUAUUACAAAAAAAAAUCCUGUAUUGGCUCUACAUAAGCAAUACUCAUUCUAUAAUAUGACAACACAACAUUGGACACAGUCAACGUAAGCUGUGCUUUCCUGUGGGCCAGGCCUACGUGUUGUGAGGAAAUUAAGAUAAAUUCAUAUGAAUAAUACCUUUUUAUUCAGCUGCAAAAACCUUCAAUCACGGAAGAACAUUACACCUUGUAACUUUAGUUUGUGUGAUUUGAUGGUUAUAUUUCAAGAUUUAAAGUGUACACUGACUAAUAUGGCUCUACCACUCACCUCGUUGUACACGUGUUGCUAAGCGUUCCCGCUUCAGCUACCAGAUUGUGGUCUGGAAGCACGCGGAUCCUCAGAGCAGACACUUUAAAUCUGUUGUCACGAGUGACGAGACUGUCAAGGAACCGUCAGGAUUUCAUAUGUGUGUUUUUACCCUGGGAGGGUUCAAUUGUGUGUUUAGCUUUUGACAUGACAUGUAUUUCUACAAAUAGUAAGUUGCCUUAGACGAACUUAAAGGGAAAAACUCAUCUGGUCCUUGGUCUGAGACAGUUAACAAGUACCCGCACCUAUCCAGUCAUGGGCUUUCUCAGGAUGUACACCGUGUUAAGAUGUUGAGUAAUGUGGGGAUUCUGUGUCUGCUCAUUCUUCCAUCCUCCCCUGUGGCGAGCUAACUCCUCUUUGUUUCUGUUUCAGUCGUUCCCGUACAGCGAGUCCUCACCGAAGCCCCACGCCCGCAGACGACUGAGCGAGGAAGACUUAUUAGUUCCUUAACAGACAGACCCUCUACACUGCACCCCGUCUGCUUUCAAAGCCCCACAGCAGCUGUUUUUGUACUUUUGUCUGUUUAGUCCCUGUCUUUUUUAAGAUUAAUUUUCUCCCCGGGGCUGUAGUCUUCGUGCGGCCUCAGAUUGUUGAAGAUUUAGUGAGUAUAGCAGACAAAAAAAUAAGUUUCCAUUUGAUAGAAAGUGUACUGGCGCUGCUGCGUAGCUUGUCUUUCUUCUCUGAGGUCGCGUAUCGUAGCAAGUGUAAGAAGCAACACCUGUGUUGAGGUGAUACUGGAUGUUGCCGUUGGCUUUUAGCAGUGAUAUGAGAAGCUCGUACAGUACACUUUCUCUGGAAGGUAGCCCGGUUUAUGCGUUCUGAGAGCAAAGACAUUGCAUCGACAACUGCUUUUAUUCCCUAAAAUUUCUAAACCAUCAAAAUAUUUUCCCCAUUGAGAAUCGGCAAACACUUUUUUUUUUUUUU
Molecule: messenger RNA, 3176 nt
Organism: Etheostoma spectabile (orangethroat darter)
Lineage: Eukaryota; Metazoa; Chordata; Actinopteri; Perciformes; Percidae
Gene: srsf7a
Product: serine and arginine rich splicing factor 7a
Exons: 8
Coding region: 280-1041 (253 amino acids)
Molecular function (GO): zinc ion binding; RNA binding
Source: RefSeq, a predicted model, not a curated record